CUGAUGAACUUAGACCCCGACAACGUUGCUUUCUGCGUGCUGGCCACGGACGAGGAGGACGAGGGAGACAUUGCCCUGCAGAUCCACUUCACCCUGAUCCAGGCCUUUUGCUGCGAGAAUGACAUUGACAUCGUGCGGGUGAACGACGUGGCCAAGCUGGCUGCCAUCGUGGGGCCCAGCGAGGAGUCUGGGGAGCCGCGGGACCUUCACUGCAUCCUCAUCACGAACCCAACUGAAGAUGGCUGGAAGGAUCCAGCUCUGGAAAAGCUGAACUUAUUUUGUGAAGAGAGCCGAAAUGUGAAUGACUGGGUGCCAACUAUCACCCUGCCUGAGUGAUGGUGACCCAGUGUAUUGGGGAGGCUGAAACCUUUGUUGCAUUCUCAAUGUGGUGUGGGUUCACCGAAGUGUGCAACAAGCUGCUGAUUCCAUGGAUUAGCCUGGUCAAGAGACUGGAUUAAAGUCACUCAGACUGGCAUGCAGUGAGCUCUUACAGAGAAGAAAGAGGAGAACACCUCACCUCACCAGUGAGCCUCGGUAGGCUGCAACCAUGGAGAGGCUGACAUACCAUGGAACUGAAAGAAGUAUUGUGAGUUUCCUGGUCAAGUGGAGCUGUUUCAGAAGGCAGAAAGAAAGUUGGGGGAAGUGGGCCAAAACUUUCCAGAACUGGAUGGAGUACUGUAACUAGGAACUGAUGGUUCCUGGGAAACACAGUUUUCAAUAUUUGGUGGACUACCAGGGUCUGGUUACCAAGACAUACAGAGACUCUAAAGUGGACAGACUUCAUCAGGCCUCUUGGGUCACUCUGCAGAACUGGUUUAAUAAUGCAAUAAUUUUUAUUGAAGUAUUUGCUGCUAUUGAAGCUUUCAUAAUAAAUUUUUGACAAUUAA
Athene cunicularia (burrowing owl) is the source of this 887-nucleotide messenger RNA. RefSeq names its product growth arrest and DNA damage inducible gamma (gene GADD45G). The transcript has 4 exons. The record is from RefSeq and is a predicted model, not a curated record. Gene Ontology annotation, cellular component: cytoplasm; nucleus. The coding region runs from base 4 to 336 and encodes 110 amino acids. Gene Ontology annotation, biological process: regulation of cell cycle. Lineage: Eukaryota; Metazoa; Chordata; Aves; Strigiformes; Strigidae.